GCUCCAUAGUCUCGCUAUGUGUCAGUUCCUAGUCUUAAGCGAAACAAAAGCAGGAGAAAGAAACAACAGAAGUAACCUGUGAAGAGGGGAACACAUUUUGCCACAGACAUAUUAAAGCUUACGGGGAAGAAAAGUUAGCGUAUAUCGGAGGUCUGAGUCGCCCGUGUUGUUGCAGGAUUAGAGAACAUAUUGAAAGUUGGACCUAUUUUCUGUGCAGAGCAGGAGUGGCUAAACACAGCAUUUCAUAUCAGAUUUCACUUAGACCAGCUGGGAAAGAGAGACGGUUCGCUUUUCCUCUGUGGUCACACAGCGAUCCGAAGGAAUUUUUGUAGGAUCUAGCUCCAGCCUGAAGGAUACGUGUGGCGCUCCCGUGGAGGAGGUGAGGCAGACAAGGAGGUGCAAAUGGAUGAUCAGCCCAGGUUGAUGCACUCUCACGCUGGGGUCGGCAUGGCUGGACACCCCGGCCUGUCCCAACAUAUGCAAGAUGGAGCAGGGGGGGCAGACGGGGAUGGAGCCAGAAAACAGGACAUUGGUGACAUUUUACAGCAAAUAAUGACCAUUACAGAUCAGAGUCUGGACGAAGCGCAGGCCAGGAAACACGCUUUAAAUUGUCAUAGAAUGAAGCCUGCACUCUUCAACGUCUUGUGUGAAAUUAAGGAAAAAACAGUGUUAAGUAUCCGAGGUGCGCAGGAAGAGGAACCACCAGAUGCACAGUUAAUGCGCCUGGACAAUAUGUUACUUGCAGAAGGCGUUUCUGGUCCAGAGAAAGGUGGCGGGUCAGCUGCAGCAGCCGCUGCUGCAGCAGCCUCUGGAGGCGCAGGAUCAGACAACUCUGCAGAACACUCGGACUACAGAGCCAAACUCUCCCAGAUCCGACAGAUCUACCACACAGAGCUAGAGAAAUAUGAGCAGAUGAUAUCCACCUGCGGGAGGACUGGCAGUCAGAGUUUCACAGGAAAUGCAGCCAACGGAAUGCAGGCAUGCAAUGAGUUUACGACUCAUGUGAUGAAUCUGCUUCGUGAACAGAGCAGAACUAGGCCCAUCUCUCCUAAAGAAAUAGAGCGAAUGGUCAGCAUUAUUCAUCGCAAAUUCAGUUCCAUUCAGAUGCAGCUAAAACAGAGCACAUGUGAGGCUGUCAUGAUCCUGCGUUCACGCUUCCUGGAUGCAAGGAGGAAACGAAGAAAUUUUAACAAGCAGGCAACAGAGAUCCUGAAUGAAUAUUUUUAUUCCCACCUCAGUAACCCAUACCCUAGCGAGGAAGCCAAAGAAGAACUAGCAAAGAAGUGUGCCAUCACAGUGUCACAGGUAUCAAACUGGUUUGGUAACAAGAGAAUCCGAUACAAGAAAAACAUUGGAAAGUUCCAGGAAGAAGCCAACAUAUAUGCUGCCAAAACCGCCGUCAAUGCUGCCAAUGCAUCUGCACAUGGAAGCCAAGCCAACUCUCCCUCCACUCCAAACUCCGCAGGUGCUCACUCUUUCCUUUCAGGUUCUUCUGGUUCUUUUAACAUGUCAAAUUCGGGAGACUUAUUCAUGAACGUGCAGUCACUCAAUGGGGACUCUUACCAAGGGGCCCAGGUUGGAGCCAACGUACAGUCGCAGGUGGAUACCCUUCGCCAUGUUAUCAGUCAGACAGGCGGAUACAGUGAUGGACUCACAGCAAGCCAGAUGUACAGUCCGCAGGGCAUCAAUGCUAAUGGAGGCUGGCAGGACGCAACUACCCCCUCAUCAGUGACAUCGCCAACAGAAGGUCCAGGGAGUGUUCAUUCCGAUACCUCCAACUGAUCCUUGUCAUGUGCUGGGUUUCUCCAGCACCUACCAAUCAGAGUGGAGUUCCACCAACCAAUAAGAAAUAGGAUUUCCUUCUGCUUUGGAGUGCUUUAAAAAUUAACACUAACAUGGACAGUUGUUUGUACCCUUUCUUUUUUGUUGGGUAGAAGCCCCCCCUGACACUAAGGAACAUUUGAAUCGUUUCAAGAAUUUACAUUAUAAAAUACAAAUAAUUGAUACAAUUUAAGAAACAAUUUGUACCAUUUUCAUAAUAUUCUGAGGGUCUAGUUUGCCUCCUCACUGUAAUAUCUCUUGCAAAAUUAUAGGCAACCCUGCUUUUUAGGUUAACUGCUUUCACUCUACCUCUCAGCAAAAGAAACAAAAAAAAUGUAAUUACAACACAGAAAAAUGUUCUUUUUUAAAAAAAAAAAAAACUUUGUUAUGAUAAGCAGAAAGCACUAGUUCAACGUCUUCUUUGUGAACGGUUACACAUAAAGGACACUUUUCCUGUGACUGUAUUUCUGGGAUUGCAAAUACAUUUGUAGUAUUGUAAUAUUUACCAAUCUCUCUCAAGAAGAAAGAAACUAAACACAUAACAUCUGGAGGUUUUCCACCAUAUUUAAGUGUUGCAUGGAUUCCUGUAAUGAAGACAUGAUAGAUUUAGAUUAAAUAAAGCCAAGGUCCACCGUAGAGGAAUAGAGGAAGCCUGCUUACAGACCCUUCUAAGGCUAGCAGUGAACAGUUACUUGAGUGUAGCAGUGCUUCUCCCCGUUGGCAGGUCUGGGCACAGGGUAUUCUGGGCAGAAGUACUGUACGAGCAGAGAAGGCUCUGUAAUGAAUCGUUUCUGCAAGAAUCUCCAGAAACAAAAGAAGAAAAAAGUCUUAAAGCUGUGGUUUCUUCCAUCAACGUUUUGUAAAGUAUAGCAUAGGGUGGAACAGAAUCAGCCUGGAAAUAUGGAAUAUCGUAUGAGACAACUGGCGCGAUUCAUGUCUGAAGAGUCUGCUGUGUUUCCUGUAGCCGGUCAGUAGUAUAGCUCGGUCCAGCAGUAGGCUUUUUACUUACAUGUUGGGACCCAUGCUGUGUUAAAUCUCCGAGGUUAAACUUUUAAUGGCUUGGAUGCAGAGCGAGUAUUCCAUGGCUGCAUCGAUAUCGUGAGAACAGAACACUUAGCACAUGCAAGUCAAGUGUUCAGUGUACGCCUUUUCCCAAAUUGUAGCUUAACAAAAAGCAAAGCGUGUUGAGUGCAGUAUCGAGAUUUAUUACAUGUGGUCUAAUCAGGUGCUGCUUUAAUUGGUGAAAGUGUAGAGCCAGCAAACAGUCUUUGAAAGGUAUUAUUUGCGACACAAUUUAGCCCAAAUUUUUACUAUGGUGCUGCAAUUUCAAGGCGUAUGUAUGUACUUCUGGCAUGAACCGUAACCACUGUUACUUUUUAUAUUUACGUAGAUAUUCAAAUUCUGCCUGAUGGGUCAAUGUGCUCUGUAAUUUACUACCAUAUUGCAAGUAAUACCAUGAAGCGCCAGACCAAGUCUGAUUAGUGUUGAUCAGUCACCACCGCAAUUGAAUAAACGUUUUUUGCUUUCGUGAUUGUUUCCUGGUUUUUCAGAGUCUUUCUAAAUGGAUACAAAUGUAAAGGUGUAAUCCGCUUAUAGUACUGUGUUAAAUUAAGAGAGAUAAGGGCACACAAAACAGCAUACAUUUGAAACGGCUUUACUAGAAUUAAGAAAGAAAGAAGUGUUUUUACAGGAAUCUACUUUUGUUUUGUUUUGUUUUUUUUAUUUUUGAAAAGAUCCAUCAUUUUUCUAGUACUUAUGAAAACCUCAAACCAGCUUGUAAUAAUAAACCUCCUCUCCUGUUUUCACUCUUUUCAUAAGACCAAUCAAAAACAUUUUUUCAUUUUAAAAAUGUUUUCUUUCCAGUUUCUACAGGUUGCCUUUUCUUGUAAUUUAACAUGUCUGCCCAGAUCAUCACUUUGAUACCAAAAACUACAGAAGUGAAAAUUCUAUAUAGUGUCAGCUUUAUGAAUAAUUUUUCAUAGUUUCUUGCAAAAUGUGUCUUGUUCUUUGUAGUAUUGAUGAACAUUUGAUAUGAAUGUUCUUGUAUACUCAAAACCAAAAAUGCAGUCAAGAGUUCAGAAGCGGUUUGUGAAAUACCCUCACAGCGCACAGACACGGUUUCUUUUUACACGUCAUUUUGUUAUAGAGAAAUGACAACAGUUUUCUUUCUGAGUCGUGGCACAGAACUACCUACAUUUUUAUUUUUUUUUUUUUAAUUUUAUUUUACGCAUCUGUGAAUUAACUCCAAGAUGUGAAUGUGCACCUUUGUUAUUGUUUCACUUCUUUGAAAAGGAACAGUGUCCAUUUUUGUAAUCCAUUGUCAGCCAUCAGAAACAGAUAAUAAUAGUAAUAAUAAUAAUAUUUCAGACAUUUUGUUUAGGGCUGCAAUUAAGAUUAGUAAUUACGAUUGUUUUUACUUUUAAAAAUGGAUACUGCCAUUUGCAGGUGAUGUGAAAAGUUUCAAAGUAAAGCAGGUUAAUGCAAGACUUGAGCAUUAAUGACCACUCUGUAUUCCAGUACCGUUUAAUACUUUGGAGAAUUAUUCUUCAGAGCCACACUGCUUGGUGGUCUUUACAUACCCUUGUUGUUGGGGUAGCUAAGCGAGAGUGUGUGUGGCUGUAACAGCCUCUACGGCCUGCUGAAUAUUAAAUAUUAUCCGAUAACAAAGUCAAGCAGCUCAUUCAGACGCAUGAAGAGUCGAGUUUAACUACAGUAGUCCAAAUGAUCAGCCGUUUCUGGCUUUUGACAUCUUCUGCUUCACUUUUCACAUCUCCUCUGCAGUCCCACACUAUCAUUUAAAGCUUCAUGUAAUGAUGCUUUAUUUUUAAGUAAAAAAAAAAAAAAUGAAAAAAGAAGCAAUUUGUAAAACAUCAAAUGUUUACUUUGUUGCAUGUUUUUUGUUCUUUAAAGAAAAUACUACAGUGUUUUUUGAAUGUUUCUUCUUUUUUAUAAUGAUUUCAGAGUAUGAAGUCACUGAGCCCUAAGUUGGCUUAGUUUUAACUUUUAAGAUCUGCAUAUGUAAAAAUAUAUAAAAAAUGAAAAUACAAAAAUAGUGUCUUUUUGAUUCCAAAAUAAACUCUUGUGUUCUGUGAGAAAACUAACAAGGUGUAGGUUUUAUGGUCUCUUAAUUUGUACUGGUAAUGCAUAUUCCAAAUAAAUAGUUUCUUUUGUUUCAAAAAUGAA
Messenger RNA from Polypterus senegalus (gray bichir), 5004 nucleotides. Its product is annotated as pre-B-cell leukemia transcription factor 1. Bases 403 to 1782 code for a protein of 459 amino acids. Gene Ontology annotation, cellular component: nucleus. Lineage: Eukaryota; Metazoa; Chordata; Cladistia; Polypteriformes; Polypteridae. Gene Ontology annotation, molecular function: RNA polymerase II cis-regulatory region sequence-specific DNA binding; DNA-binding transcription factor activity, RNA polymerase II-specific. The record is from RefSeq and is a predicted model, not a curated record. Gene Ontology annotation, biological process: embryonic organ development; regulation of transcription by RNA polymerase II; animal organ morphogenesis. The transcript is spliced from 10 exons.